AAAUUUCUGACAAGGUUGGAUAUUUAACCUGAGUGUCACUUACUGUGACAAGAAUAUUUUUCUUCAAAUCAAACAAAUAACAUUUAACAACGUAUAAAUUCAGUCAUCCAUCUACCAUUUAAAAGUGCACAACUAUUUUAGUACGAGAAUGGACUCCCCCCACACAAACAACAUUAAAUGUUCUCCCACAGAGAGUAGAAAAUGCCUGUGAAGGCAGAGGGCAUCUCAAAUGCAAACACUGAGAAACCAAGGGUCUUAGGGCUUUCAGAGGUCUGCCCAGUUCCUCCUUCAGCAUCGCAUUUUAUCCCAUCUCCCUGCAAGCGGUGGAACAUGGAGAGGAAAGCGAGUAAGCUAGAUGGCGCAGUUGCUCAACACAUUUUUCCGGCAAACUCCACAGCUUCUGGGCCAGGUGGAAAGAAGACCCAAAACUUAAACCGAAUUUCAGGAUUAAGCCACCGAUUCUCCACCCAUCACAGGUAAAGCUCCGUGCGUUUGAUGGAGCGUCGCACAUCCUGAUAUCCCAAGGGAAAAGGUCUGGAACUGGGGUUCUUCCACUCCUCCCAGGAUAGCCUUUAGGACGCAGGCAAGCGGGUAGUCCCUGGAAAUGACCAUCGCAGAGGCGUCCUGGCUGUUUGUCUAGCCAUUAGGCAGGCGACAAGCGGUGCGCGCUCGAUCUGGCAGCUAAUGCCGGUUGCUUCGCUGACCCCUCACUCAAGCCUGGAUCACGGGACGUCCCCUCGUCCCUGCAGCCUGCGCUACCGGCCAGGCGCAGGUAAAGGGUUACCCGGGGCUGGGAGGCUCGCUCGCUGCCCGCCCACGUGACGCACCGGCCCAAUGACCGCGGCCCGGCUGCAGCAGCGCGGAGGGCUCCGGGAGGCACUGACCCACUCGCGUGUCCCAGCGCGGACGCCCGAGGCCCGCGAAGCCAUGGGCGCCCCGACCCUGGAGACGCCGCCCCGCCUCAGGAAGAGAAGUCAAACACCGUAGAAGCCCAAUGGACCCCAGCUCCCCAGCAGAUGGUAACGAAAAAUAAUCCAGAUGGGGUGCAGGUGCUGUAAGAUGAUACACAGCUAUCUCUUCGACCCAGUUCAAGUGCCCUCCCCUGGCUUUGUCAACGAAGUAAACAGCUGCAAGUUGGAGGAGGAGGACACUGUCAGACUAAAAGGCACCCAGAAUAGCGAGUUUGAGGUGCCCAGGAACGCGCUGCAUGCUGGGAGCCUGAGCAAGCCAGAAAACAGAGAUAAUAUAUCUGGUCUACCUCACCAAGGACCACUCCCUCAGGAGGACUCAGAAGAGAGACACUGUGCAGAGAAGCAGGGUAUUGUCAAUGGCAUCAGCCCCACUGCCAGUCUGCACUUGGUCAGGCCCCACCAAGAUGACGGUGGCUCCUGGGCCAGCAGCCCCUGGGCAGGCUCUAUAGACAGUGCUCACCCAGCUCAACCCUUCCUCGAAGGAGAGGACUGCAGGAAGCAAAGUCACACGGUGCCCACCUCGGAAGAGACCCAGACGGUGGGACACGGAGACUGCAGAACCCCUGCUGAGGUCUUGGCGGUGGCUGACCACAUCCUACACAUACCAGCCCCGGAUUACCCCCAGCUCUGGAGCCCCACGGUAGACCGUGAAGACCCUGAAGAAAAGGAUUAUCUUUUUGAGAACCGCUCUGAGGUGGAGCCCCUGCCGGCAAUUCACCCCAGCGUGAGUGAGCAGGGUUUGAACCUGCCCUUCUCCCUGAAGAGAAGCUGGGACUCACUGAAUGAGGCAGGGCCAACAGAGGUUCUGAAUGUCUGCUUUAAAGAAGAGGGUCCCGCUCACCCUCCGUCAGUGGUGGAUUCUAGAAGUGAGCGGGAAGUCCCCCACACCUACAAUGGGGACAGGGACAGGGUUAUGGUAGAUGAGGACGCUGAGGUGGCUGAAGCCCUUGCAGCAUUAGAAGCUGCGACUGCAGGAGAAGAUGCAGACGAGGCAGAUUAGGGGAGGGGCUAGGUGAAGGGCCCCAAUAAGGUAAGAGAAGCAGGUGGACACGGGGCUAACCACUCUGCGGGCAUCCCCAGGCAGCCUAACCAGCUGCCCACUUGUUUACAUCUGUUCUCUCCCCGUCGCCAGUACCUGUGCCAGGCUGCCGACUGUCUACGGCACCCCUCUGUGCAGCUGGACUCUGACUCAGAAUGCUAGAAUCAGAGUUAAGUGUGGGCCAUCACGACCAUGUCCACAACAAAUGCAGAAGCUAGGCAGCUUGCUUGCUGGCCCUAGAAGCUCCCCUAGAACAUCUGUCCAGAUGUGCAUGAGAAUGCCCUGAUAUAUAUCCCUGCACCCGAUCCUAGGGGCACACAAACAUGGGCCGAGCUAUUUGAAUGUAUUUCUUUACCUUGUUUUUUUGAGAGCCAAAUAUGUCACCCGACCUAGAUAGGGUAACUAUCCACUUAAAGUGCCUACUGUAUACCAGAGGUUAACUUCAGGAACAGGCACCCAGGGAACUACUCACUAACCACUUGUUGGACAUCCGGUUAAGCUCUGCAGCCUUCAGGGUGAACCGGAUGUGGCCAGUGAACAAACGGUUAGUCCUUAGCUGUGCUAUGAAAACACCUUCACCUUAACUUUUUUUACACGAUUACUUUUUAACCUCCUCUAGGAUGCGGGGUCUGGCCAAAAUAUUUCUUAAAAACAAGUGUCAUGUUUUAGUUUCAAGUUCAUGCGUGUUUUGGAACAGCAAAGUCAUUUGUGGAGGGGUUUGUGUCAUUAAAUGUCUGGUAAAAGCA
Molecule: messenger RNA, 2756 nt
Organism: Alexandromys fortis (reed vole)
Lineage: Eukaryota; Metazoa; Chordata; Mammalia; Rodentia; Cricetidae
Gene: Pgcka1
Product: chromosome unknown C4orf19 homolog
Exons: 4
Coding region: 1039-1971 (310 amino acids)
Source: RefSeq, a predicted model, not a curated record